GUUCAGUCAGUGUGUUGUGCGCGGCGCAGGCGAGUGGUGGUGUGACGUCAGAGCGCGGUGUGUCGCACAACCGAACAGCGCAGCGAAUAUUCAAUAGAAGUAGUUGGGGUACCGUUGCCUGUCGUCGUCGUACAUUUUGUGCUAAUUUGUGUUUAUGUGCAAACUCUGACAAGGAACUUAUUUGAUUUUGUGCUAUUUUAUUCCUGUACUGUGACUUCAUGUGUGAGGGCGGCAUGCCUGUGGCGAGGGCUCUGCGCGCGUUGCUCGCCGCGCUCUGCCUCGCCUCCCAGUGCAGCGCGGGACCGGUUGGCCCCCUACCCAACGUGACCAGCCUAGACCUCGGUCUCAAGGAAGGAGGGUGCUCGGUGGGCGACGUGGUGUACAUGCCGGGCGACGAGUUCGGUGGCACGAGCGCUUGCGAGCGGUGCCGGUGCGUGCGCGGCGGCGUGCAGUGCGAGCGUCAGCAGUGUCAGCCGCGGCCCGGCUGCAAGGCGCUGCACCGCCCCGACCACUGCUGUCCCACUUACCAGUGCGAGUGCGAGCAGGAGGGGCGGGUGUACGGCAACGGAGAGAAGCUGGUGGACCCGCAGGACCCGUGCCGCGUGUGCUACUGCCAGGGCGGCGAGGUGGUCUGCCGGCGCAUCGCGUGCUUCGUGCGGGACGACUGCUCGCCGCGCCGCGUGCCCGGCCGCUGCUGCCCCGAGUACGACAACUGCCCGCUCAGAGGUGUUACAACGAUACCCGGGAUAGCGCCGGCAGCGCCGAGUGUUGCCGCUCUGGAGGAGGUGGUCGCCGGCGUCGAGCCAGCCGCCAUUGAGGAACCACUUAAACCGAUAAAAAAUGAAAUAACAAUCAAAGAAAUCACUCCCGUGUCUGAGAUCCCAGUUAUCACUGAGGUGAAAAUAAAGGAGAUCCCACCCUCGGCCGGCGUCGACGGUGCAGAAUAUGCCUCGUCUAAAUCUCCACUGAUACCGCGCGAGGCCACGUCCGAGAAAUCUGAGAUCGAUAAAAUUGAAGGUAAUCCUGAAUCCCAAGAAAUCAGCGAUGACGAAACUUUGUUAUCUUCUAAUAAUUCCGCGCCCACGGAAGCGUCCAAAUAUGGCGGCGAGAGGGACAGCGCCUCGCAAGCUACCAACGAUGCUGCUCCCUCCAAGAUCAGUCUCUCGACACAGGAUUCGAUAAAUAGCAACAUCUACACCGCCAGCCUGCCCGUCGCCGCCGCCACCGCCACCGCGGGCUCGCCGUCCUUGCCAUCUAAUGCAGCCUCGGCGCCUCCCAGUAAAUCUUCUUUGAUAGACGAAGAAGAUACUUCCUUGUUCGAUCAUAAUCCUGCUUUUCCACCGAUACCUGACGACUUGUCCGUGGCAGGAAAUCACGAGGAAGAAAUGUUUACGGAACAAAACAUGGACACCGAACACAUGUCUGCGGCACAUGAAGCGGUGAACGUAGCGAGCACCGCGGCCGCUGCUCAGCCCGCCGCCGCCAAGGAAGCCACCACCACUACAUCGAGCUACACUUCCGAAGCUACCUCGGCCGCGUGGCCAAACCCCCGGGAAAUUUCCUCGGAUGGUGGCAUCACUGAAUCGGAUGAAGGUGUCACCAUUGUUACAUAUAAAUCGAGGGAGAGUUCCAUGCUUAAUUUGCGGUCCGUUCUACCCACGGAGAUAUUAAAUGUGCCAUCGCACACGGCACUGUCGGUCGAGAUGAGCGACGGCACGAUGGCCCCGAGCGCAGAAUCCCCGGUGACCGGUCACAGCACAGAGGAGGUCAGUGACGCGAUUAACUCCCAUCCUGCCGAUAGCAUCCCUACGAGUACAGAUGAUCCCGAUUUCCAGGAGCUUGAAGCCGUCGGCAAUUCUACGGAAUCCUCGGACCCGACGAACGAAGGUCAUGUUCCUCGAGAACAAACCACGAGUUCUAUUUCAAAGUCAAACGUAGGGACGGAGGUGACGUCGCAGACGGAACUGAGCUCCCUGCCCAUCGAAACGAGUGACCAAAAUCCACACGACUCGUCUGAAAACAUAACCAAAGAUAGAGCAUUCGUUUCAACUGUUGAUCCAGUGACGCUGGAUGAUAGCAAUACCAAACUGUUGCCGACCGAUUCUACGGGAACUACGCUUUCUAAAGCGGUACCGCCGUACGUGGAAAACCAAUCUUUUGAAAGUUUUGAAACGACAGAGAUCGGUUCCUUAGCUUUCGGUUCUCAAGAAAGUGCCACCGCGGGUGUGGAAUCUAUUCAAACAUUUUCCGACUCCGAAAAAAGCUCCGCUCUAAUCGAGCAACCGAGCGCCAGGAAUAACAACGUGCUGACCGAUCUGAUUAACAUAGUCGGUGACGUGGCCGCCAUCGGAGACCACACCGAGGCGCCCGACGUGGAGCACCAAACUGCGAGUCCGACGACCAUUUCCGAUUCCGAAGAAUUGAUACCGGUCAACGCCGGUUACAAAAGUAAAAAUAAAAAUUGGAACCUCAAUUCUAUAACAGAGGUGCCAUUCAAAUAUAAAGGAGGUAGCAAGCCGAAGGUCGUCGAGAUCGAAGACGAGGACGACACUGACACGAUAACUGACUCGCCGGCGCCCAACGACAAAGUGGAGCCGACCACGCGCCGGCCCAUCAUAGACAACGUAUCCGAUCAAAAAGCUGAAAAUAAAACGGAGAAGAAAGAUAUAGAGAUCAUAACGCAGUCUUACGUGCCGACGAUCAACAGGCGGCCAACGAAGGUGGUCAUGAAGAAGGGUAACGAGAGACCAGUCGCCGAGGAGCCCGGCGCCGGCGAGGUCACCACUGACUCCCCGGACGCCGCAAGCGAUACAACAGCAGCGCCGAUGUCGGAGGCGGCGGCCACAGAGCCCAGUGUGGCUGACAUUCCGGCGCAGACGACGGACGCGUUCGGCCCCGCGCAGUGAUUGCGGCGCGCGACUGUCGAUGGAAUCUCGGCUCAUUAGCAUUUUAUAGUGAAUAAGUUUCGUUUAUGAAACUUUAAGUUAAUGUAGAGACUAUUAGAUAUAAAGAGUAUAAAUUACCUUGUCAUAUAAAAUUAUCGCGUCAAUUCGACUUCCGGUCGUGAGAGGACUCUCGGCUGGUUGUAUAUUUUGGAUUUCGGAGGCCAGGAUAUACCGGUCCGAUGUACUAUCUGGACAAAUUAUUUAUAGUUAUGUUGAUGUAAUACUAGGGAAGUGACGCCUACAUUCGCGUUCGGGUUCGCAUCGGGGCGCAACUUUCCUCGUUAGAUAAGUUAUUUAUUUUAGUAAGAAACGUGAGUAAAACGAUUGAUAAGUAAGCAAGCAAGCUAGUCACAGAGCUGGCGCGCGCCGUCUGAAGUCGCGUCGCGUCGCGUCGCGUCGCCGACACCGCGCAGUCGCAGAGCGCAGUCGCACCGAACAUUCGCCACUUCUGUAGGACUCUGAGAGAACUUAGUGCUGGGCCGGCCGGUACACGUUCUUACACAAAUGCAACAAAAUUUGGUACAAAACGAAUUUGAUAUAAUCAAAAAUGAACCUUAUGAAUAUAGAUCUAGAUGAUUUAGAGUAUAUAUUGUCGCACAUAGUCUUCGUCGUUGCACAAAGUGACUACAAGUAGGGGUAGGUGAGUGCGUGGCUCGGGCGCACAACAUUUGAGAUCAUUCGUUUGUCCGUAUCCUCAUUUAAAGACCGAUGCGGUUUCGACAUUUUUGUUGUCAGUUGAUGUUGACGUGGGCCAGCAACAGCGCACAGCAGCGGCGGCAUGCGGUGUGCUCGAGGUGGCCGGCGCCGUGCUGCGUGGCGUCAGGCUCCUAGUGAUAUUACUCCAAGUGCUUCUUCUUGCUCCGGAAGACCGUUUGAUUCUUUUCCCGGGCAAUAAGCGCAUGUGCUCAUUGUAUUAUUUAAUACUUAUUGUUUUUUUACAAAUAAAAGACAUUAGACUGAA
This is a messenger RNA of Papilio xuthus (Asian swallowtail), 3906 nucleotides long. RefSeq lists its product as uncharacterized. The transcript is spliced from 6 exons. NCBI's taxonomy places the organism in Eukaryota, Metazoa, Arthropoda, Insecta, Lepidoptera, Papilionidae. Gene Ontology annotation, molecular function: BMP binding. The record is from RefSeq and is a predicted model, not a curated record. Gene Ontology annotation, cellular component: extracellular region. Bases 219 to 2906 code for a protein of 895 amino acids. Gene Ontology annotation, biological process: positive regulation of BMP signaling pathway.